Anopheles cruzii is the source of this 2317-nucleotide messenger RNA. RefSeq names its product UV excision repair protein RAD23 homolog A-like. Gene Ontology annotation, cellular component: cytosol; nucleoplasm. NCBI's taxonomy places the organism in Eukaryota, Metazoa, Arthropoda, Insecta, Diptera, Culicidae. The record is from RefSeq and is a predicted model, not a curated record. Gene Ontology annotation, molecular function: polyubiquitin modification-dependent protein binding; ubiquitin binding; damaged DNA binding. Bases 197 to 1396 code for a protein of 399 amino acids. Gene Ontology annotation, biological process: nucleotide-excision repair; proteasome-mediated ubiquitin-dependent protein catabolic process. The transcript has 3 exons.
CACAGGUCAACUGAGAGGGACAUCUUUUGUGGUAUAGCGAUAAUUUUCUUGAACAGUGAACAUUUGUACCGCGUUCCUUUCGUUUAGCGUUUUUUGUGUAGUGCUAUCGAUUCGUGAUCGUCGAUUCACUGUUGUUUCGGAACAAAGAUAAAUUUGCAAUUGUCAGAACGGUCCAUGCCAUAUUCUAGUAGUCAGAAUGAAAAUCACUGUAAAAACCUUAAAGCAGCAGACAUUCUAUUUGGAAGUAGACGUCGAGAAUGGUACAGUUGUCAUGCUGAAGGAAAUGAUCAGUGCCGUUACCGGCUCUGAGUACCCGGUCGAACGUCAAAUGCUAAUCUAUCUCGGCAAAGUGAUGGAAGAUGAGAAUUCGCUUAGCUACUACAACCUUUCGGACAAGCGGUUCGUCGUAGUAAUGAACAAAAAGACCCCAACAAAACCUGGGCCGUCUGUUUUGCCUACUGGAAUUGACGCGUUGGAAAAAGGUCAGCAGUCGAGUGCCGGUAGCUCCGCACCGAGCAAGCAGACGGAGUCUGUCCAACAAGGCAAAAAGCCAGCAGAACAAAGAGUAAUUGAAGUUAUAGGUGACGGGCCGGGAGUGGGCCAAACUGGGGAGACUUCCGAGGGAGCAGCUUCAUCCUCGCCGGCAUCGUCUACUGCCGCCCCACCUGCCACUACUAGUACCGAUAGCAAUCAACAGACGGCUUCGGCCGACGCUGCAAAGGACGAAAAUCCCAGCCCAUCAACCGGCGCAGUACCAGAAGAGCUGCUAGUCAAUGUACAAAGAAUUAAAGAGAUGGGUUACUCGGAAGAGAGCGCCAUUAUCGCGCUGGAAAUUUGCGCGAACAAUCCUGACCGUGCGGUUGAAUACCUGUUGAUGGAGAAUAUGGGCGAGUCAUCCGCUGUUGCUAGCGAAGGCAGGGGCGAAGGGCUUGGAAUUGGCGGAUGGGGUGCAGCGCAGCUAGCUGUGGAAAGCAUGAGCGGAUCGGACGCCGGAACCGGCGGCAACCCGCUCGCGUUCCUGCGCGAUAACCCCGUGUUUGCCGACAUGAAGCGUCUGCUGCGAGAGGACCGAACGCUGUUGCCGUUGCUAAUGCAGAAAAUCCAAUCCAGCAAUCCAGAUCUUAUGCGCAUAAUCACCAACAACCAGGAGGAGUUUCUAGAACUGAUCAAUGAGAGCUCGGAUCCGAGACAAGAGAAUAGAGGGUCGCAAGAACUGGAAGGCAUCGCUGCCGCUAUGGUGAACAGUCUGACGCCGUCCGACAUGGACGCAAUUGAUCGUUUAAAGGCUCUCGGAUAUCCUGAGCAUCUUGUUAUCCAGGCGUAUAUUGCGUGCGAGCGCGACGAGUAUAAGGCGGCCGAGUUUCUCGUCUCGCAGACACUCGACGACGACGAUUAGGCGAUUCGAUAUAAAAGGUUCACACGUUCUUUACUCUUAUUAGGAAUGGUAAUAUCCCACUCACUACAACACCCACGCAAACUCUUUCACCCGUUUAUGUAGUACUGGUACCCACAAGGGUGUGCCUUUUCGUUUGUAUGUGGACAUGAAAUUCAGAUACAUUGUAUCGCGUAACACUAAACUUAACACUUGAGAGAGUCUCGGAACGAAGAACCUCUGAAGAAAAAAAACUUAAUGAUUUAAGCAUAGACUUAAUCUUACUUUCCAGUUCCAGCGAAAUAAUUAAACCAACACAUUUCACAGAUAGUCGCAACAGCGAACUCAAAACACAAAAAUUGUUUCAUCAAAAAGCCUGAGCGCUUGCCGUUUGGCCGUUGUGUGCGUUGCGCUUAUGGAAAUUCCUCCAACGAAGUGUGGUUCAAAAGCCGUUCAUUUCAGCACACCCGCCCCGUGGGGCAUCUGCGUUUUCAUACCUAUAACAUAAAUGCGCAUCUUUUGAUUUUGCUGCAUCUAUCAAAAAAAUUAUUCAUGUUUCUCUCUGCACUCCAAAGCCCCAAAGAAAGACGUGUACGAAGAUGAAGAUGUGUACGACUUUGCGUGUGUUUGGUGGUGUUCCUAUCAACUUUUUGUUCUAAUGCAAAACAAAAUUGUAUUUUUCUUAUCUGUAAGAACAGACCGAGCCGUAUGUACGAUGAACUUUGUUAUUCAAUAAAAUUCAGUGAAUGAAUUCAGAAAUAAGCCAUUUUCAACGCACUUCCUAUCAUACAUACGGCCCACUCCGUUCGUCAGAGUUUAAACAAACCGCCUUUCCUCAAAAAAAAUAUCUUAUUUUCAAAAAAAUAACUCUCAGUGCCUAGAUUUCUUCUGUCUCAUUAUUUGAAAAUGUUGGGAGUAUAAUAUCUACGGAAAGUCCAGUAAUAA